CCCGGGCCCGCCCCUCUCCGGAGCCUCCCGGGACGCAGGGAGGAGGGCGGCUGGGCCAGAGCUGCCCGCGGCGCCGCGCUCCUGCACGCUCCGUACCGGCCCCCGCAGGUGCCAUGACUCAGCCGCCCCAGGAGGACUUCGACAGGAGCGUGGAGGACGCCCGCGAGUGGAUGAAGGCCGUGCAGGAGCGACUGCAGGUCAACGACAACACCCAGGGGCCCCGGGCGGCCCUGGAGGCCAGGCUGCGGGAGACCGAGAAACUGUGCCAGUUGGAGCCGGAGGGGCGUGUGAAGGUGGAUCUUGUGCUGCGGGCGGCUGAGACCCUCCUGGCGUGCUGCCAUGAGGACCAGAAGCCCCCAAUCCUGGCCCAGCUGAAGGACAUCAAAGCCCAGUGGGAGGAGACGGUCACCUACAUGAUUCACUGUCACAGCCGCAUCGAGUGGGUGUGGCUCCACUGGAGUGAGUACCUGCUGGCUCGCGAUGAGUUCUACCGCUGGUUCCAGAAGAUGACGGUGGCGCUGGAGGCCCCCGCGGAGCUGCAGGUGGGCCUGAAGGAGAAGCAGUGGCAGCUGAGCCAUGCCCAGGUGCUGCUGCACAACGUGGGCAACCAGGCCGUGCUCCUGGACCGGCUGCUGGAGGAGGCGGGCUCCCUGUUCAGCAGGAUCGGGGACCCCAGCGUGGACGAAGAUGCCCAGAAGAGGAUGAAGGCCGAGUACGGUGCGGUGAAGGCCAAAGCCCAGGACAGAGUGGAUCUGCUGGAGCAGAUGACCCGGGAGCAUGAGCGUUUCCAGGCAGAUGUGGACGAGUUCCAGCUGUGGCUGAAGGCGGUGAUGGAUAAGGUGAGCAGCUGUGUGGGACGCAGCUGCAAACUGUCCACCCAGCACCGGCUCUCCAUGCUGCAGGACAUCGCUGAUGAGUUUCCGAGGGCUGAGACGUCCUUGAGGCAGCUGGAGGAGCAGGCUGCGGGUGUCAUCCAGAACACGUCCCCUCUGGGUGCAGACAGGAUCGCCGAGGAGCUGGAGGACAUGCGCAGGGUUCUGGAGAAGCUGCGAGUCCUCUGUGGGGAGGAGGAGGGCCGGCUGCAAGGCCUGCUCAGGUCCAUGGGAGCCUGUGAGCAGCAGCGGCAGCAGCUGGAGGCCGAGCUGGGAGAGUUCCGGAAGGACCUCCAGAGGCUGGCCGAGGAGGGCCUGGAGCCCACCACAAAGGCAGGAACCGAGGACGACCUGGUGGCCCGCUGGAGACGCUACUCGGCGACACGGAUGGCCCUCGCGGCCGAAGAGCCCCGGGUGGCCCGGCUGCAGGCCCAGCUGAAGGAGCUCAUCGCCCUCUCCUGUGAGUCGCAGCCGCUUUCCGACAGCGUGGUCGCUGCCCUCCAGGAGUUCCAGAGCCUGAAGGGGCAGAGCGCCAAACUUCACAAUGCCACGGGGCUGGAGCUGUGGCAGCGUUUCCAGCGGCCCCUACAGGAUCUGCAGCUGUGGAGGGCCCUGGCGCAGAGGCUCCUGGACAUCACUGCCAGCCUGCCAGACCUGCCCUCCAUUCACACCUUCCUGCCCCAGAUCGAGGCGGCGCUGGCCGAGAGCUCCCGCUUGAAGGAGCAGCUGACGGGGCUGCAGCUGAAGAAGGACUUGCUGAGGAGUAUCUUCGGCCCGGACAGAGCCGCAGCCCUCCUGGAGCAGGUGGCGAGCUCUGUGCGGGACAGGGACCUGGUGCACAACAGCCUUCUGCAGAGGAAAAGCAAGCUGCAGAGCUUGCUGGCCCAGCACAAAGAUUUUGGGGCUGCUUUUAAGCCCCUCCAGAAGAAGCUCUCAGACCUCCAAGACAGGGUCCAAACCGAGAAUGGGCUUCAGCAGGACCUUCCUCGGAAACAGGCCCAGCUCUCGAGGUUGCAGGGGCUUCAGGAAGAAGGGCUGGACCUGAGGGCACAGAUGGAGGCCCUGAGGCCUCUCAUCCAGGGGAACCCCAGCCACCAGCACAAAAUGGACCAGCUUUCCACCAACUACCAGGCCCUGCAAAGAUCUCUGGAGGACCUCACGGACAGGUGCCAGCAGGGCGUGCGGGAGCACUGUACCUUCUGCCACGAGCUGUUGGAGCUGCGGCAAUGGAUUGCCACGGUCUCUCAGAAGCUACGGUCACACCGGGAGGACGCGGGCCCCUGGGACGCCCCGUCCCGAGAAGUCGAAGUCGAGAGGCUGCUGGCUGAGCUCCCGGAGAAGGAGGCCCAGCUGCCCCUGGUCGAAGCGCACGGCCAGCUGGUGAUGAAGAAGUCGUCUCCGGAAGGGGCUGCCGUGGUCCAGGAGGAGCUGGAGGAGCUGGUGGCGUCAUGGCAGGCCCUGAGGCGGCUGGAGGAAAGCCUGCUGAGCCUCAUCAGAAACCGGCAGCUUCAGAGGAUGGAAGUGGACUCGGGGAGGAAAAUGAUUUUCACCAACAACAUCCCAAAGGCCGGGUUUCUCAUCGAUCCCGUGGAUCCUGUUUCCAGGCGUCACCGUCAGGCAAAUCCGCUCCAGGACGAAGGCGGCCAUGAAGGUUUCUCCCGGCUCCAAAGGGACUUCGAGCAGUGGCUGGAGGAGGAAAAUGCCAAGCUGGUUAGAAUCAUCGCCAUGAGAACAGCCACUGCCAAGGAUCUGAGGACCAGGGAGACAAAGCUGCAGGAGCUGGAGGCUCGGGUGCCAGAAGGUCAGCAUCUCUUCGAGAACCUCCUUCAACUCGGGCCAGCAAGGGGGACCUCCAACGACCUGGAGGACUUGCGGUACCAGUGGAUGCUGUACAAGUCCAAGCUCAAGGACUCUAGCUACCUGCUGACACAGAGUUCUCCAGGGGAACCGACUGGAUUCCAAAAGAAUCCGCAGUGGCCGUGGCAGUGGCGGUGGCCGUGUUGGUGGCGAGACCCCCGAGCACUCUUCCGGAAGGCGUGCCGCGUGGCGCUGCCCCUGCAGCUGCUGCUGCUUCUCCUGCUGCUGCUGCUGUUCCUGCUCCCGGUCGGGGAGGAGCCCCGCAGCUGCUCGCUGGCCAACAACUUCGCCCGCUCCUUCCGGCUCAUGCUCCGCUACAGUGGCCCGCCGCCCACCUAACCCGUGGGGGACUCAGGGGACUCUCCUCCCUGACCCUCCGCCGGCCCCCGGGCUGCUUCCCAGCCACCGGCGGGGCCGUCUCAGUAUACAUACCGUAUUAAUGUGCCCCAAAGAAAACCACUUUUUCUA
Molecule: messenger RNA, 3197 nt
Organism: Enhydra lutris kenyoni (northern sea otter)
Lineage: Eukaryota; Metazoa; Chordata; Mammalia; Carnivora; Mustelidae
Product: spectrin repeat containing nuclear envelope family member 3
Exons: 18
Coding region: 114-3068 (984 amino acids)
Biological process (GO): nuclear migration
Cellular component (GO): cytoplasm; meiotic nuclear membrane microtubule tethering complex; nuclear outer membrane
Molecular function (GO): actin filament binding
Source: RefSeq, a predicted model, not a curated record